AUGUCAAGCGCGACUUUCCUGACGGGGGUCGCCACGGGGGGUGAGACAAAUGUUGGCGGUAACUGGACUACGUGUAGAGGAAACAGGGAGGUGGGACCUGCCGCCGUUGUGAAGGGUGAACCCUCCUGUGCACACUUCCCUCGCUACUGCCCACACAUCCCUCGCCUACUGCCCACACAUCCCUCGCCUACUGCCCACACAUCCCUCGCCUACUGCCCACACAUCCCUCGCCUACUGCCCACACAUCCCUCGCCUACUGCCCACACAUCCCUCGCUACUGCCCACACUUCCCUUGCCUACUGCCCACACAUCCCUCGCCUACUGCCCACACAUCCCUCGCCUACUGCCCACACUUCCCUCGCCUACUGCCCACACAUCCCUCGCCUACUGCCCACACAUCCCUCGCCUACUGCCCACACAUCCCUCGCCUACUGCCCACACUUCCCUCGCCUACUGCCCACACUUCCCUCGCCUACUGCCCACACUUCCCUCGCCUACUGCCCACACAUCCCUCGCUACUGCCCACACUUCCCUCGCCUACUGCCCACACAUCCCUCGCCUACUGCCCACACAUCCCUCGCCUACUGCCCACACUUCCCUCGCCUACUGCCCACACAUCCCUCGCCUACUGCCCACACUUCCCUCGCCUACUGCCCACACUUCCCUCGCCUACUGCCCACACAUCCCUCGCCUACUGCCCACACAUCCCUCGCCUACUGCCCACACUUCCCUCGCCUACUGCCCACACUUCCCUCGCCUACUGCCCACACAUCCCUCGCCUACUGCCCACACAUCCCUCGCCUACUGCCCACACAUCCCUCGCCUACUGCCCACACAUCCCUCGCUACUGCCCACACAUCCCUCGCUACUGCCCACACAUCCCUCGCCUACUGCCCACACAUCCCUCGCCUACUGCCCACACAUCCCUCGCUACUGCCCACACAUCCCUCGCUACUGCCCACAUAUAACUGA
Procambarus clarkii (red swamp crayfish) is the source of this 972-nucleotide messenger RNA. NCBI's taxonomy places the organism in Eukaryota, Metazoa, Arthropoda, Malacostraca, Decapoda, Cambaridae. The record is from RefSeq and is a predicted model, not a curated record.